Messenger RNA from Ooceraea biroi (clonal raider ant), 7788 nucleotides. RefSeq names its product glutamate ionotropic receptor NMDA type subunit 2 (gene Nmdar2). Gene Ontology annotation, biological process: monoatomic ion transport. Gene Ontology annotation, molecular function: ligand-gated monoatomic ion channel activity; signaling receptor activity. Lineage: Eukaryota; Metazoa; Arthropoda; Insecta; Hymenoptera; Formicidae. The record is from RefSeq and is a predicted model, not a curated record. Gene Ontology annotation, cellular component: membrane.
UGCAUUAUUUGUGUAAUUUACGUGAAGGAUUUGGUGCGUAAUGGCAACGCGUAUAUAUUGUAUAAAUUAUGCUACCACGGUCUCUAUGUUAAAUUGGCGCGAGAGAUGUUCUUCUAAUUAAGUAAAGUUACAUCUGGAGAGGAUGCGGAAAGAUUGUAACGACAUCGUUAAUUUCACGCACGCGUUACAAUUCCAUCCACAAUGUGGUAAUUGUUUUCCCUCGUAUACGGGAAAUAUUGCCAUUUCCACGCUUAUUGCAUCAACACCGAGCGAGUUCUGGUGAGCAGUUAGGGUGAAGUAUACGGGAGGAACAUGGAAUUACGUUCAGUUAAGCGGGAAUUUAAUCAUGACCCACGCGUAAUUUUUCAUAAGUCAGUUUUCCCUCUGCUGCGAGUCAUAAUGGUGUUUACCGACAAAUGUAAUAUUAUUGUCAUAUAUGUUUCAUUCUAAUUCUAACUAUUAACUAUUAACUAUUGACUAUUAACUAUUAAUUAUUGUUUUAGAUAUGAAAUUAAAUGAUGUUGAGCUUAAUUUAAAUCACUUCGUGCGUAUUUUAAAAUAAUUAAAUUAAAUGAGUAUUAUAUAUUACUUUAAUAUUAUCAACGUUUUAACAAAAUGAUACAGUAGCUCUAAUACUUUAAAGUAAAAUUAUUUUUGCAUGAUUUUAUUGUUAUAGAACAUGCGAAUAUUUUUAUAUUAAAUAUAAUUGCUUGCAUCUCUUUUUUUCUCCUUUUUCUUUAUUUUAUUUGGUAAAGAGUUAAAGAUGCUUAAUAAUCGAUACUUAAAGAAAGGAAAAGAACAGAGAAAAAGAAAGAGAAAAAUAUGGACACAAUUUAUUAUAAUAGUAUUGAAAUCGCACAUUAUACGCACAGUUAUUAUUUAUCAUCAAUUACAUUUAAUACAUCUUGGACACAAGACUGAAUUCUGGAAUUAAGUUAAGCAAAUACGAACGAUUUCACUGUUAUUUGGCCUCGCCCGGAUUAAGCCGCAAGCUGAAUAUCGCUCCCGCAGCAACGUGUCGUUUCACUAUACGUAAAUAGCUUCCUCCCACCCCCUGUCUGGCACCCUCCACGCAUUGCAUCAACAUUCGAGAUCCCGCCCGCGCUUUCAUUAUGGGGGAGCAGGGUGCCGAACAAGAUGCAAUGAAGACGGCGCAAGGGGAAGCAGGGAGAUAAGGCAACCGUCUUUCAUCCCUCACAUGCUUAAACCCCGACAUCCCUCGUCGCAACGUGUGAAAGUCCUGACCCUUACAGUACCGUGGGCCGCCGUCGCAGCCGCCACCGCCGUCGUCGUCGUCGUCGUUGGCGGCGUAUUCGCCGCGGUAUCCAUAGUGACGGAGCACAUGCGCGAUGGGGUGACUCGGGCCAUCCACCGUGGAGCACACCACGGGGGUGGUUUUUCGUGUUGGCACACCCGGGCUGUUGGCUGGGCGGUGUCUGCGGCCUUCACUUUCCUCCCGAAAAUCGAAGGCUACGGGAGUUGAUAGCCGUCCCUUUUUCCUCUGUCUUUCCUCUCCGUCACCUUCGUUUUUUCACCCACCGUCACCGUCCUUAUCCUCUCUCCUUUCUUCUUUCCCCUUUCUUCGGUUCUUCGCUUCCUCCACCAUCACCACCACCUGUGUCUUGAUCUCUUCUUGUUUUCAUCUCCUUCAUUUUCUCCCCUCUUGUCACCGCUUAAUUUCUCGCCACGUCAGUCGGGUUGUCAUCACUUCUGUAUUUUUUUCUCCUCGUACACGUGUUAAGAGGGACGCGCGAGGCCGUAUGGUUGCAUCCGCCGCAACGCGGUGUGCACGUGUCGAAACGAAGCAAAGAAAAAUACAAGUGAAAGUGUCGCACCCCAAGCGGUUUCAACAGCUCCCGUUCUGUGCACGGCAAUCGCUUGCUCAGCGCUUGCAGCAGUCCGGAACUUUCUUACGUCGUUCUACACUGAUAGAAGACUCUUGAGACUUGGAAGACUCUCGAGCGAUCUCGACAAGCGACCGUCAGGCCCCGCUUCCGGCCGAAGUGUCGGAGAGGCGGCAUCGAAUCGGAUCGAAGGAUCGGGCGGCGCGUGCAUGUAAUGCAAGUCAAUCGCUUCCGCUGCGCUAGUGAAACUUCCUGAUCACGUGAGCCAGCAGCGAGGGUGGCGAGGCGGUAAAGGAGGUGCCGUGGUGCCGAGUGCGUCGUAGUCAGCGAUACGACCACCAGCAAGACAUACGUUCUCCCGCGUGGGAAGCCACUGAUGGAUUCUCCGAUUUUCACCGACUAACGAAGGCGACCCGGCGUGCGCGUCGAUCGAUCAUCCGAGGACCGCUCUACCCCGAAGAUCGGCCGCCAGUCUCGGUCGUUCCGCGGCGAGGUUCCGACGCGUCGCGUCGAUCCUCCGGCGUGUCUGACAAAUCUCGGUCAUCCUGCGGAUGAUUCACGCAUGGGAGACAUCGCUCGUCUCGAUCUUUGUCAUCAUGAGCAUGAGGAAAUACACCAUGCCGUGCGUAACGGUGGAACAACUGACGCGUGACAGCAACUCGGCGCGCGGCCGUUUGCGACGCGAUCGGACAGUCGACGGCGCGGUGAUUUAAAUAGACACGCUGCGUGUGCUUUUUUUAUUUCGCCGACAACACGCGACUCCAACCAAGCCGAAGCCAAGCGAAGCGGACCGCACCGAAUCGGAUCGACCGUGCGUAAUUACGGCCAAGCGUGUAAUCGCCACCUCCGACGAAUCGCGCGAUGUGUGCAUCCAGUUUCGAUCAAGAAUGACCUGAUUGCAUCCUCGGAGCUAGGAUCGAUUCUGGAGAGCGUCCGUCGUCUUUCCGUCGUCUCUCCCUUGUUCUUCCCUCUAUCUUUGCCGCCUCUGUAUACCCAUCGUCAUCCGGUGGAACAUUGCGGCCCGCAGAAGCGGAUCCUCGCGGUCGGCGCGGAUGACACCACUGCCAGAUCGAUCACUGUCAAGUAGAUCGUGCGCGCUUUCGCGCAGCUUCGUAAAGUACCUCCCUAAGUGUCGGCGAACCGAUAAACUUUCUCGAUGUUUGACAAGUUUUCCAAUCUUUGUGUCUAUAAAGUAUCGUGUCAUCUCUGGUAUACUGAUGGAAUCAAACUUCGUCUUCCUUCUCUGAAGUGUAAUGUGAUCGUGUUUCAUUCGCAUAUUAUAUUAAUGAAAGAUAUAUGCAUAUUUAUGAUUCUCGAUGUUAAAUAAUUAUACGAACGUUAUUGGAAAUGAUAUUGUUCAAGUGUCUUAUCUCGUUGUGAUAGAAUAUCAUGUAUUUUCCAUAUGCCACGUGUGCAUCGAUUAAGUCUUAAAUUAUUGAAACAAUGACUGUUGGGAUGACUGUUAUCGACGCGAUUAAAUAAAAGAAGAAUACAAGAAGAAAUCUAGCGAGGAAGAACGUGCGCAAGAUGUCUUGCAAUUUCUGAGCGUAAUGCUUAUCUUUGACCUGUAACAAUGACGAAAGUACGAAAAAAAUACGUCGUAGUAACAAUAUGAAUUAUGCGGGAAUAUGCAUCGGUCACUCGUGGCCAAUCCAGACUGUGAAUCGUCGUCCGUGUUUUCAAAGAUGUACCUGACUGUACCCGCAGUGGGACACUAAGUAUUUUUUGUGGAUAUUGAAGCUAGGAUUAAAUUUCAUCGAGUUUAUAAUUCAAGAGAAGAAAUGAUGCGUAUGUUGCACGUCCUUCUGACGGCGAGUGCAUUCGUCGUCUUGAUCAGUGACGGUUCAAGAACACUGACUGGAACUCAUCAAGAAUGGAGCAACAAGAGCAGCAGCGGCAGCAGCAGCAUCAACAACUCGCUGCCGAAGCUGACCGUCGGUCUGAUAGUGCCGCACACGAGUUUCAGCGUGCGCGAGUACACGAAGGCUGUUAACAAAGCCAUCGACAAUCUGCACAAAGGUCACGCCAAGAGGAAGGAUCAGUCCAGGUUCACCUUUCUGGACAAAUACCAGUUCGUCCAGCGUCAGGUCAUAAAGACCAUGAUGAAGCUCACACCGAGUCCGACAGCGAUCCUGGACUCGCUUUGCAAGGAGUUCCUCUCGGCGAACGUGUCGGCUAUCUUAUACCUUAUGAACUACGAACAAUACGGGCGCAGUACGGCCAGUGCUCAAUACUUUCUCCAAUUGGCCGGUUACCUAGGAAUCCCCGUGAUCGCAUGGAACGCCGAUAACUCUGGCCUCGAGAGGCGGGCGUCGCAGAGCAGUCUGCAGCUGCAGCUGGCACCGUCGUUGGAGCAUCAGACCGCGGCGAUGCUGAGUAUCCUGGAGAGGUACAAGUGGCAUCAGUUCAGCGUAGUCACCUCGCAAAUAGCUGGUCACGACGACUUCAUACAGGCGGUCAGGGAGAGAAUCUCCGACAUGCAGGACACAUUCAAGUUCACCAUACUGAGCGCCAUUCUGGUCACCGAACCGCACGAUCUGCUGGAACUAGUCAACAGCGAGUCCCGCGUGAUGCUGCUCUACUCAACUAGAGAGGAGGCUAUUCAUAUCCUGACCGCUGCCAGAGACUACAAAAUUACUGGCGAGAAUUACGUGUGGGUUGUCACGCAGAGUGUUAUUGAAAAUCUACAGACCCCAAGUCAGUUUCCAGUCGGGAUGUUAGGUGUGCACUUCGACACCAGCAGCGAAAGCUUGCUAAGCGAGAUCACAACAGCGGUCAAAGUCUACUCUUACGGUGUCGAGGACUUCAUCAAUGAUCCGAGCAAUGUGAAUCUUAGUCUGAACAGUCAGCUGAGCUGCGAGGGCGCCGGUGAAUCACGCUGGAGCACUGGGGAUCUGUUUUUCAAAUAUUUGAAGAACGUUUCCGUUGAGGGCGAUCACGGAAAGCCAAACGUGGAAUUCACUCAAGAUGGUGUAUUAAAAGCGGCAGAGUUGAAAAUUAUGAAUCUAAGGCCAGGAGUCAGCAGGCAGCUUGUCUGGGAGGAGAUCGGCGUCUGGAAGUCCUGGGAGAAGGAGGGUUUAGACAUCAAGGACAUCGUUUGGCCGGGCAAUACCCAUACGCCUCCACAGGGAGUGCCGGAGAAGUUUUACCUCAAAAUAACCUUUCUGGAAGAGCCGCCCUACAUCAAUCUUGCACCGCCCGAUCCUGUGACCGGAAAAUGCCUGGUGGAUCGCGGUGUUCACUGUCGAGUGGCCAAGGACUCCGAUAUGGUCGAAAUGGAUAUCCAGUCGGCGCAGAAAAAUGAGAGCUUCUAUCAAUGCUGUAGCGGAUUUUGCAUUGAUCUGCUGCAAAAGUUCUCUGAGGAAAUCGGCUUCACUUACGAGCUUGUAAGAGUGGAGGACGGCAAGUGGGGUACUUUGGAGAAUGGAAAAUGGAAUGGACUUAUAGCCGAUUUGGUAAACCGGAAAACCGACAUGGUGAUGACUUCCUUAAUGAUCAACUCUGAGAGGGAAGCAGUAGUCGACUUCACUGUUCCUUACAUGGAGACUGGUAUCGCCAUCGUUGUGGCAAAAAGAACAGGCAUAAUAUCUCCCACCGCGUUUCUAGAACCGUUCGACACGGCUUCAUGGAUGCUGGUGGGUAUUUUUGCAAUACACGCUGCUACGAUAAUGAUACUGCUCUUCGAAUGGGCAUCGCCCUCUGGUUUCGACAUGAAGGUAAACCCUUCAGGCGCUGCGCAAAAACUGAAGAAUCCAUCGACGAAUCAUCGGUUCUCCUUUUGCCGCACGUACUGGUUGGUCUGGGCCGUAUUAUUUCAGGCUGCCGUCCAUAUCGACUCUCCCAGAGGAUUUACAGCCAGAUUUAUGACGAACGUCUGGGCGUUAUUCGCUGUGGUGUUCCUCGCCAUUUACACUGCCAAUCUGGCUGCCUUUAUGAUCACGCGGGAAGAGUUCCAUGAGUUUAGUGGCGUGGACGAUCACAGGCUCGCUAAGCCCUUUUCUCACAAGCCCAUGUUCAAAUUCGGCACCAUACCAUGGAGCCAUACGGACAGCACACUGGCACGGUACUUCAAAGAGAUGCAUUCCUACAUGAAGGCUUUCAACAAGAGCAGCGUGGCGGAUGGUAUCGAAGCUGUCGUCACUGGAGAGAUGGACGCAUUUAUUUAUGAUGGAACGGUCCUGGAUUAUCUGGUCGCUCAAGACGAAGAUUGUCGAUUGCUGACGGUCGGAUCAUGGUACGCCAUGACGGGAUAUGGCCUCGCAUUCUCCAGGAAUUCAAAGUACCUACAAAUGUUCAACAAACGGCUGUUGGAUUAUAGAGAUAACGGAGAUUUGGAGCGAUUGAGGAGAUACUGGAUGACUGGGACGUGCAAGCCCGGCAAGGAGGUGCAAAAAAGUAGCGAUCCUCUGGCGCUGGAGCAAUUCUUGAGCGCGUUUCUCUUGCUGAUGAUGGGCAUCCUCCUGGCGGCGGUCUUCUUGCUCUUGGAACACCUGUAUUUCAAAUAUAUUAGGCAGCAUCUGGCAAAAAGCGACGACGGUGGCAGAUGCGCCAUUUUCAGCCUGAGUGUAGGGAAAUCCUUGACAUUCCGUGGUGCGGUGUAUGAAGCGCAGGAUAUCCUGAGGCAUCACAGAUGCAAGGACCCAAUCUGUGACACCCACUUGUGGAAGGUCAAGCACGAGCUCGACAUGGCCAAGAUCAGGAUACGGCAGCUCGAGAAGGAUCUCGAGGCUCACGGAAUAAAGCCGACCCAGACCAAGAGGAAAACCGGAAGUCUCGGCUGGUGGCGAGGGUGCUUCCAAAGCUCGGACCGCCAUUCACAACCGCCGGACCCAUUGGCGGUGGAAGCUCCGCAUCCGCUACCGCCAUACUUCGAUUCGUACAUCGACGCCGUCGAGGUUGCCCGUCCGAGGGACAUGAGUAGAAACCACGUGGUCAGCACAGAAUACUCCGAGAGAUUCUUGCCCACGGAGAUUUACAGGAUUCCGGAUGACGACGCGACCAGGACGGAAAUCGCCGAAAUGGAGACAGUUCUGUGAUCGUAAGAGGAUCGGCUUCGGUCGCCCGAUCGCGCAGCGCCGGUAGCGGAAGCGCGUGGGACGGACCGGCGAGACCCCGAAGACUCCGGAAACGGCGCGAUCUAGAAAUCGUGUCCAGCUUGCUCCUGCCUCCAACAACGAGACCCACCCACAAACCAUCAAACUCUCGUUCGAUCGAAGACGCUGAUCCGCCGAUAUUGAUCCUCAGGGAUUAUUGUCGCGCAUACGACAAGAUAACGGGAGGAGGAACGUCGUCAGUGCCUAUCGACGAUCGAGAGUCGACCAGCGACCAAGAAGCCAUCACUCGAGGACGUUUCGCGAUUCGAGGAAGUGCAUUUGUUGUUAACAUUCGCGUCACACUCCCGAGAAAUGCAUCCUGCCUCUUUGAAAAGCCCCUACCGAGAGGGAUGCAUCCGCAUGAUUACGUUUGUAGUUGUAUUCGAUGGUGAUCGCCGCGCGUGGAACGUUUUAAUAAAUUGAUAGAUGCUCUUUGCGACGUUCGUAGAAACGUGAACUCACUAACCGAGUCGGAUUUCGGUGUUUCAUGAGAUUCGAUGGAGAGCUUGUUGUUAAUGUACGGUCGACGAGCGAAACUCGCGCUUGAUGUCGACAUCGAAUCACGUAUUUCGUAGUUGUGCGAAGAUUCCUCUUGAAAUUUUGAUCUGUGCCUAGGAUUGUCUGGAUGUGGCUCGCAAUCUGGACCCGUGCGUUGAAUAAUUGACUUCAUUUUGAAGUCAAGUCAAAGUGUGGAAAUUCGGAUCUCUUUGGAAUAGUCUGAGACGGGCGAUUAUCUCAUCGAGAGAGACAGUUUUCAUUAAAUCUUCUGCUUUUCAUUAAAAAUCCAAAUACUUUCAGAAUUAUAAACCCAAUCAUCUGCGGGCAAAAUUUUUAAGAGAAUUGAAAAAAAA